AUGGACUUUUGGACCAAACUCAUCAACGGCGUGAGCAACAACAAGUCUGCCACGGCAGCAGCGUCCAGUCCGCAGCAACGUCUGCAGCGCUUCCGCCGAGCCUACAAUCCCAUCCUACAACUAUGCGGCCGUCCACAGACCCUGGCAUCCCACGGCCCUGCCCUCGACCAACUCUAUUCCUCGCUGCAGACCAUCACCACAUUACUCGCUGAAGAGAGCCGCUCCCCUGCUCCCCACCUCUGUCUCAACUUUACCCAAUCCUCGCAAAUCUACAGCGUAGUCGCCCGCGCUGCCUCGACCUCCCGCGAUCCACGCUUAGUACGCCAGACUGUCAUCUUGUUCAGCCUGCUGCUCGAGAGCGAGGAUGAAGACUUUGUCGCUUCGCCCACCUUUGCCAAAUCUUUCAUGCGCUUUGCCCUGCGUGUCAUAGACUCCAACCAAGGUGGCUAUGGCGAAGACAUCGAGACCCAUGUCGUCGAGCUAUUGUUUGCCGUUGUCGCAAAGAUCCGUAUACAGCCCGACAUCCUCUCCGUCUGGUUCUCCUCGCACGCCAACAAGGACGACUCGAUCAAGGACCCGAAUCUGUUUGCUGGCCAAACCCAAAAGGACGACUUUCCAUUGUGCUAUCUCCUGAUUGACCGUAUUCAUCAUGACGGCCGUAUAGGUGACUUUGCCCGAACUGGCUUGCUGUACAUCUUCGAGGCAAUCUCAAACUCUACACGUCUCGAGGAUUGGAUCAUUGAAAGUGACCUGCCGACCUUGAUGGCCUCUGGGCUUGGCGCUUUGUACAGCCAGCUGAGCCGCGAGCUGUCCAUUCUCCACGACCACGACCGUCUGCCCAUGAUACUUGCUCUCUCUGAUUACAUCGAUGCUCAACAACUAUCCUCCACCGAAAGCAUCUUCUCGCCAACACACGCUACCCAUAUGGCUACCUUUCUCUCCCAUCUUGCCUUCUGGCAGGACGUCUUGGAACACUGCAAGUCUGAAAGUGUCAAGACCACCCUGUUGGACCAUUUCCGAGUCCUCUUUUUACAACAGCUUCUCUAUCCCUCACUGCUCCAGUCUUCUGACACCGAUGGCGGUUCUUCUGUCGCCGUCCUUACUUAUCUUUCCAGCAUUUUCGAAUCCCUAGACCAUCCGGACCUAACUCGCAUGGUGCUUCAGUAUCUCUUGGCUAUUCCCGAAGCCAAACAAUCAGAACCCGUCUCACCUACUGUCCAGAGGAGGCAGAGUACCCUCAUGUUGCUUACACAAUCUGGCAACGACGACGACAAAUUUGAACCCACGCUAUUCAGUCUGGUCGAUCUCAUGCUCAAUGGCAUCCGAUCGCAAAAUUCCCAGACAGUCGUCGCGGCUCUAAAACUUUCGUCAGUCAUGCUGACAAGGCAUCGCACAUAUACCACCUCUACCCUACUGCAAUCCAAGUCAACCUUGUUACCUGAAGAGAGGAGGACCAUCCAGGCACUGUGCGUCGAGACAAACGGCCUGAUUCAGAUCGCCACAGGUCUUGGUGGUGAGAUUGACGUCGACGAGGCGUAUGCCACAGCUUGCCAGGAUAUUACAGUCUCCUUGGAAGUUCAGGUCGCGAACAAAGCUCCCAAAGAUUCUUCUGUCUUGAAAAUCUUGUCCCAUGAUCCUUAUAUUCAGUCAAUCGCUGCGCUUUUCGGCUCCUUCUUCACCAACAGCGUCGAUGUCAAUCUUGCCUUGACCGAGGCGACAAUAUGCCUGGCGUCAUGUGCUGGCGUUGGCCUCGAUGGCUGGCUUGCUGUGCCUAGGAUGGACUAUCAGCCACCAACAUUCGAACCAACUUUUGACAGCACCAGUCUAGACGAGGACGAAAUUGGAAGUCUCCGUCAGCUGCAAUCCGUGUAUUCUCAGGAGCGCCGAGAGGACUCCCAGGAUCCACUAUUGCUUGCGGUCUUGCGUGUUUUGAAUCGCCAGGUUGACAGUAUGCGCUCCGACAUUUCCAUAAUCGAUCAUCUGAUCGAGAAGCGGGUCGCAAUCCUCGGUGGAGCUGGUCACGAAGACUUGCUAACUCAGCCCAGAAGUUCCGCUGCUUCCACUAGACAGUCUACUGAAUCUGCGCGUCCGACUGAGAACCGACAGAUACAGCGCCUCCAAGCAGGAUCAAGACAAAGAUCAACCUCACGCGAAUCCAAUGGCUCUAGGUCAUCAACACCUGUGAGGUUAAGAGAUAGCUCGUUAUCGAGCGUGCCACCAAGAUCUAGCUCUCUUCCGCAAGCGUCCCAACGCCAGCAACCGAACUCGAUCUUCAGGCCACCACCACCAGAAUCACCCACAGAGGAAACUCUACCAGCCGAGAAUCUUUCAAUUCAGACCGAGUCCAAGCAAAACGAAGCCCAGACAUUGAGAGGCAAGAUCCACUUCAUUUCUACUGAAGCUUCGGCCAGCAACACGAUCUUCGAAUAUGUAUCAGAUUCUGUUGCUCAUACUCGAACAGAGGGCGACGGUGACAAGGAAAGCAAAGACGCCACUCUGAGCCAUGUCGUGACGAACAUAGUCAUUCUGCAACAUUUCGUUGUAGAGCUCGCUGCAGUGAUGAGGACUCGUGCGAUUGUUUUCGAAGAGGUUGCAUUCACAUGA
Messenger RNA from Aureobasidium uvarum, 2604 nucleotides. NCBI's taxonomy places the organism in Eukaryota, Fungi, Ascomycota, Dothideomycetes, Dothideales, Saccotheciaceae. The record is from the annotation of a GenBank genome assembly.